UGCAUCCGGAUAUGACAAAAUACUCGUAGUACUCAAGUUUUACCGCAGUUCCGGCAACAAUUGCCGCCGAACUGUCAAGGGAGGCAAAUAUGUCGUUAUAGCUAUAUGCGGUUGCAUAUCCUAUUUUUUCGCGUUUACGCCUCCGAGAAAAUGGUUUUAAUACCAAAAGUGUUACGGACUUGUGGUUUAAUAUUAUUUAUUUUAGUAAACGUGCACGCUUUGGUAAAUGCACCAACGAAACCAUGGAUAGUAUCGUUUAAAGUGGUAGAAAAAUCGUGCGUAGAAAACAAUUGUAAAUAUUUAUUAAAUGUGCGUGGUGGUCAGUUUUUGGGGCAUUAUUCGUGGAGAUUGACCCCUAGUGAAGCCUUGCGAGGCGGCAGCUGUGAUGUGAUUAGUUCUAGUUACGAAUUGCGUAAAGUUAAGACUGAGGAAUGGAUAACUGAGAUUGAAGUGACUAUUCCCAAUCAUGAUGGUAAAACCUACUUCUGCCUGCAUGAUUCUGAGGGAAAAUUUAACCCCUUUGGUGGAGAAUGGGUGCACCAAGGCACAGAGUUGUUUUUGGAUCCUAAAAGCGACGAGGCGUCACAAAAUGUUGCGAAAUCCUCAACAGACCUCCAACAAGCCCAACAGUGGGACCUAUCCCACGACACAGACAUCAACUAUCUUCCCAACACCCCAACCCAUAAAAAGGACAUCGAAAUUCUCAAGACCAAAGAAAUUGAAUCAAACCUGAUUAGAAGAAAGCGAAAUAUAAUAGAUGCAAACCAAAGAAGUAAGAGAAAUGUCACCGUGACAGAUACUACGACUAAGGCAGAUAUGGAGUUUUACAAUGUCAAAACGGAUUGGGGUAAAAUAAAGAUUGAUGGGCUGAGGGUGGAGGAAGGAGAUAAGGAUCCGAAGAUAGCGAAUGGAGUCCCAAGUGUGCUGGCUGAUUCGAAGUUUAAGUUGAGACUAUUCGGACAAGGAUUUACACCUCGCACAGUGAUCGCGUUCACAGAAGAACCUCUUGAAUAUGAUCAACCUUGCAAGUUCCUCGUCAAAAAUGGAGAGUAUAUGGUAAUCCCAGAAUCCAUUGAGAAAGACCACGCCUCAGCCCUCUUCGAAGUAAUCGCACCAGCUCACAUAACGGACGGUCACCUUUACAUCUGUGCCAAAAACCUCCGUCCAGGCAUCUCCAGCCCUGCCAAAGACAAAGAAAACCAUUACCACCAAGGCACGGAGCUGUGGAAACGAGUUGCUAUUCAUCAGAAGCUGCUACCGCUUUGGGUGUCUUUGACACUGAUUCUGAUAUGUCUGACGUUUUCGGCGCUAUUUUCUGGCUUGAAUCUUGGUUUGAUGUCGCUUGACCGGACUGAGUUGAAGAUCAUAUCUAAUACUGGGACGGAACAGGAAAGAAAGUACGCCAGAGCCAUAAUGCCAGUCCGGGACCAUGGAAACUAUCUCCUCUGCUCCAUUCUACUCGGAAACGUGGCUGUCAAUUCCACCUUCACCAUACUCCUGGAUGAGCUGACUUCUGGACUCUUCGCUGUUAUCUUCUCAACCCUGGCUAUUGUGCUUCUUGGAGAGAUAACUCCUCAGGCAAUCUGCUCAAGACAUGGACUAAUGGUUGGGGCCAAAAGCAUCGUCAUUACUAAGGGUGUGAUGGCACUAACGGCGCCGCUGGCGUUUCCCGUGAGCAAGAUCCUGGACUACCUCUUGGGCGAGGAAAUCGGGAACGUGUACAACCGGGAGCGGUUGAAGGAACUCGUCAAGGUGACGACAGAAAUGAAUGACCUUGACAAGGACGAGGUCAACAUCAUUUCCGGAGCCCUGGAGCUCCGUAAGAAGACCGUGUCAGAUGUGAUGACGAAACUCGAAGAUGUCUUCAUGUUGCCUAUAACUUCAGUGUUGGACUUUGAGACUAUGAGCGAGAUUGUCAAAUCUGGUUACUCCCGUAUCCCAGUGUACGAAGGUCACCGCGGCAACAUCGUGACCGUCCUCUUCAUCAAGGACCUGGCCUUCGUGGACCCUGACGACAACACCCCGCUGCGCACCCUCGCGCAGUACUACCAGAACCCUUGCAACUUCGUCUUCGAGGAUGUCACCUUGGACGUCAUGUUUAAGCAGUUCAAAGAUGGUCACAAAGGUCACAUGGCGUUCGUUCAUCGUAUCAACAACGAGGGAGAAGGGGACCCUUUCUACGAGACGGUCGGCUUAGUGACACUAGAAGAUGUCAUAGAAGAAAUGAUACAAUCAGAGAUUGUGGAUGAAACGGACGUAUUUAUGGAUAACAGAACGAAACGGCGUCGCAACAAGCCAACGAACAAGCUACAAGAUUUCGCCGCGUUCGCCGAGCGACAUGAAAAUCAACGGACGCAUAUCUCUCCGCAACUCACUUUAGCUACCUUCCAGUUCUUGAGUUCCAGUGUCGAAGCCUUCCGCCCGGACACGGUAUCGGAAACUGUACUCCGUCGUCUACUAAAGCAGGACGUCAUACACCACAUCAAACUGAAGGGGAAGAGUAAAAAGGACAGCAGUACUUAUGUCUACCAGCAGGGGAAGCCUGUGGAUUACUUCGUGUUAAUCCUGGAAGGUAGAGUCGAGGUGACAGUGGGCCGAGAAAACUUGGUCUUCGAAGCUGGGCCGUUCACAUACUUCGGUGUGCAGGCUCUCACGCAAAAUAUUGGUGUUGCGGAAUCCCCAACCCCAUCAGCAAUGGGAAGCCUUCAAAACAUAAACAUGGACUCGAUGCUGCGCCACACUUUCGUGCCUGACUACUCAGUCAGAGCUACAACCGAGUUAUUCUACCUGACAGUCAAGAGGGCACUUUACCUGGCGGCGAAACGGGCUACCUUGAUGGAGAAGGGAGCUUUGUCGAAAGGAGCUACGAAUGAUCAACUGGAUAAUGAGUUAGAUAAGUUGCUCCAGUCAGUGGAUGAGGAUAUAAGCAUCAGUGGCGAACACAAGACUCCGUCAAGACAGGUGUCUCCCAACCCCCUCCCCGUCUCGGCGUCUCCGCACACCCGGUCCUCCUUCGCCCCCGGCCAGACAUCUGCUCCCCCGAACGGAACGGGGACUACAUAGGAGCACGGGACGAGCAGGAAAAACUACUCAAGUAAACCUUAUGAAGGUGAAGCUAUUUACAUGGGUAGCUAUCUUACAACGAGCAGUAAAAGCACAGUAUAAUAAAGAGUAUCGUACAGUAUGGCCGCUCCCGCUCCCCGCUGAAUGUGCCGCCCACCCCCUCUCGGUUACCUCA
This is a messenger RNA of Leguminivora glycinivorella, 3238 nucleotides long. Its product is annotated as unextended protein-like. The record is from RefSeq and is a predicted model, not a curated record. Gene Ontology annotation, biological process: transport; magnesium ion homeostasis. Bases 106 to 3063 code for a protein of 985 amino acids. Gene Ontology annotation, cellular component: plasma membrane. Gene Ontology annotation, molecular function: transmembrane transporter activity. NCBI's taxonomy places the organism in Eukaryota, Metazoa, Arthropoda, Insecta, Lepidoptera, Tortricidae. The transcript has 15 exons.